AUAUAUAUGCUCGGACAUAAAACCCAGACGAUGAUAGAGGGUUGGUAAAGAUGGCGGCGCUCUCCGUGGUUGGGAGGUAUGGACUGAAUUGUGGCCGACGGAAUACAGACCACGUCACUGUAUUGCACGUAAAAUUGACAGAGACAGCUUUCAGAGCGAUAGAAAAGUACCAAACCACUAAGAAUGUAACAUCCUCGUGGCCAACAAUGCAAUUCAAGGGACUCCAAGGGCGUAUUAAGAUCCCAAGGACUGACUCUCCAGAUGGAUCUCAGAACUUUGACUUCUACCUGUCCAACGUGGGCAAGGACAACCCUCAGGGAAGCUUUGAGUGCAUCCAACAAUAUGUGUCCAGUUCGGGGACCCCGCACCUGGUGUCCUUGGGGGUGGUUCAAGACAAAGUCACGUUGUGUGCCACCAACGACUCCUACCAGGUGACUCGGGAGCGCAUGACGCUGGCUGAGGAGGAUGGAACCAAAGUCCUCAUGCAUGGAGGCCAUUUCAAAGGUAAGAAAGUCCAGAUCCGCAAGCCAGCGCCGUCAGGCUCUGAACCAGUCGCGGAGCGCAAACGCUCCACCCCCAUCAAUCCAGCCAAGACCAUCCGCAAGUGCCUUGCCAACAACCUGGUUUCCCAGCGCCCAUACCGCGACCGCCUCGUCCACUUGCUGGCGUUGCGCUCCUACAAGAAGCUGGAGCUACUGGCCAGGAUGCAGCGGGACGGGGUCUGUCAGAAGGACCGCAGCUCUCUUGGGAGUACCCUGCAACAAGUGGCCAACCUGAACCCCAAAGAUAACUCGUACACUCUGAAGGACUUUGUGUACCGUGAGGUGCAGAGGGACUGGCUGGGCUACUCUGAGGAUGACCGCGUUCAGGUCAAUCGGAUUCUGGCCCAGAAACUGGGCCUUCCCACUGAGCCGCUUUCCUCCAGCGGUCCUCCUAAAAAUGGCUUCCCGGGUUCCCCACAGAAGUGCCAGCCCGAGUUGCCGAGUCACUUCACUGACCCCUUGAUGCCCAAGAAGCCCCGCAUUUCCCAUGUCACCAGCCAAGGGCCACCCACCACCCCCACCUCGUCCUCUAGAGUGCGCCGCAGCGCCACGAAGGGGGACAACAGCCACCACGGCGCCACCACCAAACGGUCGUCUCUCCCAGCCAGGCCCACCACGGCUGGCCCGCCCCUCAACCACCUCCCCCCUCCCUCCCAGCUGCCCGUUUCUCACCGCCGUCGUAUGUCUCAUCACCCUGGCCUGGGCUCCAACUCCAGCUCGCCCAGUACGCCUGAGGGCCGUGGCACCCAGGACCUGCCCCUUGACCAGAGCUCAACCUGCCUGGACCCCUCCUCACCGAUAGCCAGCCCCCCAGGCAGGACCGCCGACCGCUAUGGCUCCGGCAUGCUGCCACCUGCCAGCUCUAGCCGCCCAACCCUCACCAUCUCCUCUUCAUCAUCCUCUUCCUCUACCAUUAUCCCCCCUCCCUCACCCAGCAGUAGCAAGAAGUCAAAGAAGCACAAAGGGAAGGACAGAGAGAAGGAGCGGUGUAGGGAGGGGCACAGCAUCACAUGCGAUGGUGUCAGCCCCCCAGCGGUACAGGUUGAGGACGGCCAAAGGCCCAGGAAGAGACACCACGCCAACGGGGAGGAAAGACGAAGGCCAGUCAUCCCCGCCAAAAGCCUAUUCUGCUCAGACGAAGACAAUAAAAAGAGGCCAGUCCACUCCACAGACUCCUCCACCACUGUGAUGCCAGAUUACAUAUGUAAGUACAUGGCAGUGGUGUCCAUGGACCAGAGGCAGACUUACAAGGACAACUUCAAUGCAGAGUAUGAGGAGUACCGCAUCCUGCAUGCCCGUGUGGAGAAGAUCACUCGCCACUUCACCCAGCUAGACGCUCAGUGCAGGAGGCUGCCGCCUGGCACCAAAGAGUACCAGGAGGUACAUGAAGACGUGAUGAAAGAGUACAACAAAAUGAGACUACACAGCCCAAACUACCAGGUGGAGAAGCAGCGCUGCGAGUACCUGCACAACAAGCUGGCCCACAUCAAGCGCCUCAUCGCUGACUUUGACCAGCGCAGUUCCCAAUCCUGGAGCUAGAGCAACAGUUUCAAAACCACACAGUUUUGAAGUGGUUUAAGGGGUGUGCGGAACAAGGGGGUUUCAACUGGCUUUUAUUUAUUCAGACACCCCUGUCUCUGCUGCCCCCCUUCUCGUAAUGGUUUCUCCUGAAGCUAGAGGAAGGGAACUACAUGCGUGUGGGGGUAGGGGGGAUACUUAACACUUCUAGCCUUUGAAGGACUUUAUCCAAAAAUUAAACUUAUUUUUGAAAGCAGAGAAAAUAUUAUACUAGUAUUUAAGUUUUUUUUUUUAAAUGUAUUUAUUUUGGACUGUUCAGAUGUGUGUGUGGUCCACACAUGAUUUAUUGUUUAAAAAGUUUAUAUUUUCCGAAAGCAAUGCAAAAAACAUGGGCCUUAUGUGUUUGACUUUCUGAAGCCAUUUUGCACACGAGAGGAGAUUCUGAGUGGCGCAGUGGUCUAAGACACUGCAUCUCAGUGCUAGAGGUGUCACUACAGACACUGGUUCAAGUCUAGGCUGUAUCGCAACCGGCCUUGAUUGAGUCCCAUAGGGCGGAGCACAAUUGGCCCAGCGUCGUCCGGGUGUGGCCGGUGUAAGCCGUCAAUGUAAAUAAGAAUUUGUUAUUAACUGACUUGCCAGUUAAAAAAAAGAAAAUCCAACGUAUCGUCCCAAUUGUCAGCAGUUGCUCACCUUCACCCUCUUCCUUCAUAGUGAAGUAGAUGGAGAGGAAUCCACUUUAGACCAUUGUGAUGCAACACCAAUAUGGGUUAUAAGGGCCAUCGGGGGGUUACAUUUAGGAGGAUCAUACUCUGAUAGCAAGGGGGGCUACCCUGCGCAACAUCAGUGUUUCUGCUCUCUGUGCAAAAGGGUGCCUUAAGGUGUUAGUUUACACGGGGGAAUUACAACCACCUGGCUACAGGUCUCACACACCAGCAUGAGGUGUCUGCCUGGGGGGGGUGUCAAAGAGGGAAUGCAAAGGUCAGGGAGGUGUGUGUGGGCGGCUAUGUAAAAUGGGGGGAGUAAGAGAUUUGGGGGGCGAACAUGGGAGGGUGAGAAAAUAGCUUGGUUUCCAUCCAAUUUCAUGCAAAUAUUAUAAAAUCGUCGGAUAAAAGUCUGCGUGAUGACGUAGUGCACAUUAAAAAAGUUAUUGGUUUCCAUCGCAUUUUCAACUACUGAUGGUUUUGUAAGAGAAAUGUUGCAUUUUAUAUAGCGACUGUACCCACUGGCAGUGGCAUGUGGGCUCUAGCCAACAGCUCCAGGUACAGUGCUAGUAGGCUACCUAUAUGAGAGCGUUUUUAUUAUUUUAAUUUGUCAAAUGGCAGCCAAGCAUCUAUCAUUAUGUUACUAGAAUAGACCCUCAAUAUUUAUUGGAAAAGAGCAUCAAGCUCAUCACUGCACUUUCACCACCCUGUGAAGUAAAUACCUUUAUUUAAUCUGUAGCAUAAACUGUAUGCUUUCCUGAGGUGUAGUGGGAGGACCACAUGAUAUGAUUGUGUGACUCCCAAGUUUACAUCAAUGGUUAUUAUAUCAAUAUUUGCGCGUAAAGGCAACCGCCAUUUCUCGCAUCAUUAAUUUUAUUGAAACAAAAAGAUCCCACCUUGUCUAGUGUAUUUUGUUUUGUCGACAUUUGGAAAGUUGACCGACAAAUAAGUUGUUGGAUAGAAAACAUGUUUAUGAAAAAGGGGGGGAAAGCUGCUGUAGUCUGUUGUUUGACGAGCCAGAGCACUCAGGAUCAACCUGGCUAAAGUUUGUGUUUUUAAUUGGGGGGCUGUUCUAGAGUAGCCAAUCUCUUGAAGGACUAGAGCAUUGCCUCGCCAGUUUAGUUAAAGAAAAACCGUCUGUUUGAUAAAUGAAUGCAUCCACCAGAGGACAAAUCUGUAUUACAAAGACAAAUGUAUUAUUUUCUCAUUGAUUCCAGUAUUGUCAGUGCAGCAGAACUAUGGAAGAACUGCGAAUAGCAUUUCUGUUUUAGUUUUUGAAUCCAACUCAUGCUGAUUUAGUUUGACAGACAGAUGAAUGCAUGGAUUAAGGAUGAAAAUAUCAUGAUAUCAUUAAUAAACAAGGUCUUGAGCUCAAGGGAAAUAUUAUGUUUACAAACCUGUGUUAGAAUGUUUGUCCCCAAAAAGUGAAAUACUGUUCUGGUAUAUAUCUACAUUACUGGUUCAGCCUUUUAUGAGGCACUGAUACUGGAGACUGGAUAUAAAAUGUGUUCCCUGGAAGAUGACAUUUCUGUUUUGGGGUAGCAUUCUAGUACUUAUUUUAACUUUUUUCUCUCUGCUUUCCAAUUGGGGGGGACACAUCCAAAAUUGUAAGUAAGAAACUGAAGAUUAUGCACUCUUGCUGCAGAGACCCAUCCAACGGAAGCCCCAAUUAUGUAAGGUCUGAUAGUACUGUCAUAUGAUUGGGGCUUCUGUUGGAUGGGUCUCUGCAGCAGAGGUAGUGUCACUUUUUAACAACAGGAAGGCCCUCUUCAGUCACAAUUCAAACUAUAUUCCAGUGUUACUACAUUUCAGUUUGAAAGUCAAACUCUGCAGGGACCAUGAGCUCAACAUGUUUUAGAGGGAUUUGUAGACAUGAAAAAGACUUAUUUGGAGAUCUCUGAAGCAUCUUGACACUCAUGAGUCCCAGCAGACUACUACAGUACAGGGUCCACUCCCAGAAAAUGGAGACUUUGUUGGAGUUCAGCAGUCUUACUGAGAAGUUGUAAAGGGCAAACAAGUGUUUAAAAGACAUCUCAAUGUGUUGGUGUGAAAGAUGACUCAGAACUGUAUGGAUUGUGAAGGAGUACUGAUCCUGCCCACCUGAAGAUGCAUUAAAUCUGUAAAAUAAAAGUCAACUUGGCUUUACAUUGAA
Messenger RNA from Oncorhynchus masou masou (cherry salmon), 4913 nucleotides. RefSeq names its product elongation factor for RNA polymerase II 2 (gene ell2). The record is from RefSeq and is a predicted model, not a curated record. The coding region runs from base 51 to 2081 and encodes 676 amino acids. NCBI's taxonomy places the organism in Eukaryota, Metazoa, Chordata, Actinopteri, Salmoniformes, Salmonidae. Gene Ontology annotation, biological process: positive regulation of transcription elongation by RNA polymerase II; transcription elongation by RNA polymerase II; snRNA transcription by RNA polymerase II. Gene Ontology annotation, cellular component: transcription elongation factor complex. The transcript has 12 exons. Gene Ontology annotation, molecular function: cis-regulatory region sequence-specific DNA binding.